Messenger RNA from Varroa destructor (honeybee mite), 10355 nucleotides. RefSeq names its product RNA polymerase I subunit RpI1 (gene Polr1A). The record is from RefSeq and is a predicted model, not a curated record. Gene Ontology annotation, biological process: DNA-templated transcription. Gene Ontology annotation, cellular component: RNA polymerase I complex. Gene Ontology annotation, molecular function: DNA binding. Lineage: Eukaryota; Metazoa; Arthropoda; Arachnida; Mesostigmata; Varroidae.
UCAUGUGACGAACACAGACUUUUUCAAUUGUUGGUAUCUAUAUAUUAAUAUCAAGACACCAGGUUUGAAACUCGAUAGAAGCAUAUGUACAGGUAAACAACACCCCACUGUUUCAAAAGUGAAAGACAAGCGCAUUUUAUUAUGGUUUCGUUCCCAGACCAGUGUGCAGGUAUGGUUCUGACAGGGCUUCUGUAGAAGUGUUGUGAUAGUGUGUUCAGCUGUUACUAAGGGAUCUGAAAUAACACUGUGCUAAAGCGAUAGAGACAAAAUGGCUGAUCUUGAUCCGAUGGCUGUGUCGAGCGCGGUGAGGAGCCUUUCUUUUACCGUAUUAUCGACCGACGAAAUCAAAAGGCAGAGUGUCAUGGAAAUUAGCAAUGUUCAGACGUUUGAUCUCAUGGGUCACCCGUCGCGCGGAGGAUUAUAUGAUGGAAGAAUGGGUGCUUUAGAGCGCGAUGAAGUCUGCGACACAUGUUCGCUAUCGCAACUUCACUGUCCUGGGCACAUUGGCCAUAUUCCGCUCCCGUUGCCCGCGUUCAAUCCUGUCUACUUUCGAGAUCUUCACAAACUUCUUCGGGGAAGCUGUUUUUCUUGUCAUCGGCUUCUAGCGCCACCAGCUGCGUGUCAAACCAUUCUUGCUCAGUUGCAGGUUUUAGAAUAUGGGCUCGUGGGUGUGGCUGGCGAAAUUGAGGAAAUUGCCUCCGAGAUUAUUAACGUUAUGUCACAACAGAAAGCAUCAUUGCCAGAUAUCUCCAGCGAAGUUCGUAGAAAAAUCGAGGAAUUUUUACAAAACCGUCAGCUAUCCGGCGAUGAUCCACGGUACGCGGCCGACGUCAAGAAUGUUGUAGAGAUGAAGCAUACAUUGAUUAAGAACUUCGUUCAAAAGUACCUCAUGAAGCCACGCAAAAAGUGCCUUUUUUGUGGUGAAAUCAAAACCACUGUACAGGUUCAGGAAAUGGCCAGAUUUAUCUUUACCACUGGUAAGGCCACAAACCGAUCUGUAAACCUCGACAACGUGGAAAGGGUUUUGGAAAGAAGCCUCUACGGCAAUAAAAGCUUCGUUGAUGACGAUGACGAGAUGCUCGCUCUUAACGAAAACGCAGAAAAAAAUUUUUUAAGAGAAGAGUACUCUGAGGGUACAGCCCAAACCUUUUUUACGGCAGUGCAAGCUAAAAAGCAUCUUCGCGAUUUGUGGAUCCUGGAGCAUGUUGUUAUGGGUUAUCUGUUCGGAUCAUUAAGAGAAGCCCAGUCCAGAGGAAUGGAGCAUCCUACUGAUUUGUUCUUCAUGGAUAUUUUGGCUGUCAGCCCGCCAAAAUUCCGCCCGUGUAACUUCAUGAACGGCAAGAAGUAUGAACACCAGUUAACAGCGUGUCUUAAUCGCAUUCUUCGGACAGCUCAUGACUUGCAAGACAUUAUAGUCGUUAUGAAACAUAAAGAGCAACAACACGACACCAGUGCACAGGAUGCAUCUUCGGUAAAGGACCAAAAAAUGGAGAUGCUCACGAUGAACGUUAACGCACUGGAGCCGGCGGGAACAAACCUCAAUUUAAAAAUGCACCAUUACUGGAAAUUGCUGCAGAUGCGAAUCAAUGUCCUUUACGAUUCAGAUCUCGAUCGAAACACUAAAGAACGCGCUGGUGUCAAGCAGGUGUUAGAGAAGAAGGCAGGAUUAGUGCGAAAACACAUGAUGGGCAAGCGUGUGAAUUUUGCCGCACGUUCAGUCAUCUCGCCAGACCCAUACAUAAACGUAGACGAAAUUGGUGUUCCGAUGGUGUUUGCUACACGCCUUUCGUAUCCCGUUCCAGUGACUCCACGUAACGUUGAACAGCUCCGACAAGCCGUCAUUAAUGGACCUGACAUUUACCCCGGUGCUCUUCUGGUAGAGUUUGAAGACGGACGAAAAAUGCGGUUAGAUACAUCUUCACGAACGAAACGUGAAGCUGUAGCCAAAACGCUAUUGACUCCGAAUCCUGAUGGAACAUUAAGAAAUGCUACCAAGAUUGUUCAUCGGCAUCUGCAAAGUGGCGAUCCUUUGUUGGUCAACCGACAACCGACCCUGCACAAACCUUCGAUUAUGGCGCACAAAGCAAGAAUACUCCGGGAUGAAAAAACUUUACGAUUGCACUAUGCUAACUGUAAGUCAUAUAACGCCGAUUUUGACGGCGAUGAAAUGAAUGCUCAUCUUCCGCAGAGCGAAUUGGGCAGAUCCGAGGCCUGUCACAUUGCCAGUGUUAACCAGCAGUACCUUGUGCCGAAAAACGGUGCUCCUCUGUCGGGUUUAAUCCAGGAUCAUGUCAUAGGUGGAACAUUGCUAACGAUGCAGGACAAGUUUUUUACGCGUAAUGAUUACCAGAGCCUCGUUUUCAAUGCACUUACUUUCCUCAAUCGGAAGAUCGAGAUUCUUUCGCCUACUAUUCUGAAGCCGGUGAUGCUAUGGACUGGCAAGCAGGUUGUGUCCACCGUGAUUUUGAAUUGCUGUCCAUUAAAUGCCCCGCCCCCGACAGUUUACGGAAAAACGACAGUACCAGUUAAGGCGUGGCCCCGAACGGGUAAGAUUCUCGACCCGACGCUAACCGAAGAUCUGGUGUUGAUCCGCGAUGGCGAGUUAUUAUCAGGUAUUUUGGACAAGGCUCAUUACGGUCCUAGCCAAUACGGACUUGUGCACAUCUGCUACGAACUCUAUGGAGGCGAAACGUCUUCGCUUCUUUUGAGCGGUUUCGCCAGACUGUUCACACAUUACCUACAGGCAUUUCACGGAUUUACUCUUGGUAUUCAUGACAUCUUGGUUACAGAGGAGGCCGACCGUAAGCGUCGCAAGAUUAUGCGGAGAGGUCGUCGGGGGGGUGAUAAAGUUGUCCUAGAAGCUUUAAACGCCCAGGAUGAAGAACUAACCGAUGAAGAAAGAACAGCCAAGAUGCGGGCCGGCCACUUGGCGAGAGAAGAUCGUUUUCUCAAGAACUGGGACACUGUAAUGAAAAAUCACACAGACUCAAUCAACAACGAAAUAAACAAGGCCUGUAUGCCUGCUGGCUUGCAACAAGCAUUCCCUGCUAACAACCUCCAAUUAAUGGUCCAGUCCGGGGCCAAAGGUGGCAUGGUGAACUGCAUGCAAAUCUCGUGCCUGCUUGGCCAGAUCGAACUUGAAGGUCGGAGAGUGCCAUUAAAUAUAGCAGGACGCUCACUCCCGUCAUUUCGGCCGUAUGAUCCAGCUCCCCGUGCAGGCGGUUUUAUCGACGGACGCUUCUUAACGGGAAUCCGUCCGCAGGAAUUCUUUUUCCAUUGUAUGGCUGGUCGCGAAGGAUUAGUUGACACAGCUGUCAAGACUAGUCGAUCGGGAUAUUUGCAAAGAUGCCUCAUUAAACAUCUAGAAGGUCUGAUGGUGAACUACGAUCAGACGGUUAGAGACUCCGAUGGUUCCGUAAUCCAGUUCCAAUAUGGCGAGGAUGGUCUCGAUAUUCUCAAAAUGCAGAUGAUACAGAGCCCAAAGCAGUUCUCAACUUUGAUACGAAAUGCUCCAAUUUUGACGGAUAUGGACCACAUUGAACAGACGAAAAGUGUUACGAACCUUGAGCUUCUUGGAAAGAUGAAUGCUAGAGUAGCUCGCUUCCAUAGAAAGAUUGCAAAAGGUCGACGACGUGAGAGCGAAUUCACGAUAUUUUGUCAGCAAAACGAGGCAGAAUAUAAAGCUGCCUAUCCGGAUACCAAUCCGGGAAGUCGGCAGCCGGCUUAUAAAGCGCGGCUAAUCAAAGCUUUCUACGAGCUCAAUGAGCGCGAUAGGCGCCGGCUGCGCAAACAGGUGAUACUUUCCGCCGACACUGUGACGAGCAAGCUACGUCCCGAUUUGCAUCUCGGCGCCAUCGGAGAAAAGCUAAGCUCAGAGAUCGAUCGGUACGUCGAAGCGAAUCCUGACAGACUCAUUCUGUCGUCCGGAUGUGACCUUAAUGAGAAAAAGGUUGUGAGUCCCGAGGAUUUUAGAGACAUGAUGCAUUUGAUUUAUCAAAAGUCACUAGCUUGCGCCGGUGAACCAGUUGGGCUUCUAGCUGCUCAGAGUAUAGGUGAGCCUUCGACCCAGAUGACGCUGAAUACGUUUCACUUUGCUGGUCGUGGUGAAAUGAACGUCACACUAGGAAUUCCGCGUUUGAGAGAAAUUUUAAUGGUCGCCUCAAAGAACAUUGCGACCCCGUCAAUGAACCUGCCACUUAAGAAAGUGCCGCUUGUCGAAUCCCGAGCAGAAAAACUCCGGCUAGGCAUUUCUCAGGUGAAUUUAGCUCAAGUAAUUGAGUCGGUGGUGGUCACUGAUCGGCUGAAUGUUUCGGCGUCCGGGCGACCCUUUCGCGUAUAUCAAAUACGCUUCAAUUUUUUGCCGUAUCGUACCUACAAAAAGACGCUUUACACGAAUCCGUCAAAGGUACUGCGUUUCAUGGAGACGAAGUUCCUGAAAAGGUUUAUUGAAAGUGUUAGAAAAAAAAUUACCCUGGUUAAAGGAGCUCGCAUGGUUGAAAUCGGAUCAAGGUCCACCCGUGGGAAUACUACAAUGGAUGAUAAUCAAGAUGAGGGUAGCAGCCGUAUAAACCUAAACGAAGAAGAUGACGGCGACUCUUCUGGUGAUGACGAAGGUGGUGAGGGCGAGACUAACAUCGAAUUUCAACGGGAGAAACACGAAGACGAUCGAGACUACGACGAGCCUGAAAUCGAAGAGUAUCAAAAAUCAGAUGAUGAAGAUGAUAAUGGCGAAAUUGAUGAGGAACAGUUUGCCCCAACGGCGGAAGAACUGCGUCCUCGCGAUCCGCAAACAUCUGAGAGCGAGAUGGACACGACGAGAGCUCAAGAGUUAGCGAAAAGAAUCAAAACGAAGGAGCUGAAAGCUCAAAAGAAAUUGCGUGCUAACAACGUAAUCAAUUACCACACGUGGGUAACAAAUUACGACUUCGACACGGAGCGUGAAGAAUGGUGUGAGUUGACCUUCCAACUGGAACUACAAUAUUCGAAGUUUGAUAUGGCUAGUUUGGUUGAAGAGGAGGCCAGAGCGACGGUGCUACAUUCGGUAAAGGGUAUUCAGAGAGCUUUCCUCGUGAAGGACAAUGAUGACAGAUCGGGUUGCGGCAAAAUGCUCCAGACGGAAGGUGUCAACUUCGAAGAGAUGUUCAAGUAUGAUGAUAUAAUCGACAUGAAACGCAUUAGCUCGAACGACAUCUACGCAAUAUCACAAGUGUUUGGGAUUGAGGCUGCGACAAAAGCAAUCGUUCGGGAGGUGACAUCCGUGUUCGCCGUGUACGGCAUCAAAGUGGAUCCAAGACAUCUAAGUCUGGUAGGGGACUACAUGACUUUCGACGGAGCUUACCGCGCCUUCAACAGAAUCCACAUGGCAAACAAUGCAUCGCCACUCCAGCAGAUGAGCUUUGAAACGACGUGCACAUUUAUGAAAAACGCUGCUUUAUUUGGUUUCUCGGACCGACUCAAUUCACCAUCCGCUCGACUAGUAAUGGGUCAGCUCGUUGGGGCGGGCACCGGAAUUUGCGAUAUGUUGGGAAAUAUACCGAAGCGGGGAAAUAACAAAUAUGCGAUUUAGAAUAUAAGUAGCAUAUCAUGUCUAUUUUCGAUUAGCAACAAAAAUCAGGGCGGAUCAGAUUGUCUAUUGAAUACAUUGGUUGAAAAGCAUCACGCAAGAAACGUUAGGCUUACUAUUGACUUUUUCAGAGUGUUAGCUGAGUCUUCGUAGAUAAAAAAAAAAAAAGAAAAUAAAAAACAUUUUGGUACGUAUUACUAGCAUGGUGAGUGUUGAAUGCGGGCUCGGAAGCCGCCAAAGACUAGCACAACGUCAAUAUAAAUGUUUUCAGGACGUGUGAGAUGUAUAAUACAGAUCUGAGGCGAACCUGAGACAUAAUGUGGCUUCCGCGAGAUGUUUCCUUCUAUGACUUAAAGCUAUUAUGCCCCCUUCGUCGUUCUGUUCGGUUUGCAGUGAAGGUGAGUAAAGUCUCCUUUACUCUGAACUAGUUCCAGGCUUAAGCUGGAAGCAGCCGAUUUCUAGUGAUCGAGAACUUUACCCUUUUCUACUCUAAGGGAUAUUAACCGAUCUAAUAGUGAAGCCCUUAUAUUCGAGCCCUAUUUACCGCUUGGUUGUCCUGGCCACAAGCAAACACCAUCAUGUGUGAAUCAGCAUGAUCGAACAUUAAGAAACAAUGAAUAUAUAUACAGCAGGUUUUAUGGAGACCGAAAAAGGUACAUUGGGGCCACGCAUUGUCUUAGGCUUUUCAUUUAUUUUCUCUUUCUUGUUCAUACAUGUCUUUCGACCGUACUAAAGCUAAAAUUUGGAGAAAUAAAAAGAGGACUUGUGCACCUAUAUCGACUUGCACCCAUUGAAUCCCAACCCCGAAAGAUGUUAGUUUCCCUAUUGGCCAACAGAGGGGAAAACAUUUCGCGAGAGCAGUAGCCUGCACAAGUAGUAAUACUACUAGAUACCUAGGAGCGCGCUGGCUAUGUCGACUGAAGAAACUUCACGGCCAUCGAUCGGUACAUGACCAGCACGCGGCGUCGAGGAAAUGGAGAAAAAGUCGAGGGCUAGGUGGGUUGCGGUGGAAAACCCGCAAGUGUAUAUAUACCUUCAAUAUAUCUCAUCACAGUUUUAUAGCUGUGAGCCGCUGCCGCAGCCGCUCCUCGUCUCAGUGGAAGAACAACCCACUAUACUUUGACAAACUCUGUCAACACGCAAAGUAAAACCAAGCAGCCAGCCAGCCAGUUCGUGCGAAGUCAACUCACAUACGAUAGACUCAAUGCGCGGUAAUAGCAAUGCCAAUAAUUAUAACAUGAAUCCUGCGAUACCGAAAUACUCUUUUCGGCACACAGUCACACAAAUCGACAAACAGACGCACUGAUAUAGCAUACUUAGACACACACUCAGACAUAAAGCUAGCUCAUCGCCGUACUCUCAGGAACUUAGGAUACACAUUCCAUCCAUUGGGCUGGUUUAUGGCCGUCUAAAUCUCCAUGGCAGCGGCCAUCCCGAUCUGAUGGACAGGCCUAAGGCAGGAAAGCAGCCGUGCACGAUAUGGCCUAGUCCUUCAGUAGCGCUGGUAUUUUUAGCAGAAGUUGUGAUGUGAAGUCGUUGUGAUUACCGUUGUCUCUUUAACAGUAGGAGAUGUAGCAGCAGCAGCAGCAGAUGAACCGGCCAAAGGAACCGCGUCACAUAGAACGAUACUGCAGGGUUGGCUUUGCGCGAAAAAAACUUUCUUGAUGUGGACCCCGGUAGGUUACAAUUGGCCUAGUUGAGUCUACAGGAUGUAGUAUAGUCGAUCAGCCAAUCGUCCGGGCGGAUUAGGUUGCUCGUGUCGCUGCAGAAGCCUACUAACUAUAGGACAUAGUCAGCUGGUACUGACAAGCAGCUGUCUUCCGGUACAAAGUGCCUAAGAGUAAUAUUGAGAUAUGCGGCAUAGCAUUUAUCUACGGCGCGGGCCCUUCGCUCUUCGGGCUGUAUCGUGGUAUCGUGCUUCGUUGCUACUUCGCAGCUUUUAAAGCAAAGCAGAGCAACAGGACUGCAGUUGGGCAGAUACAGAGAUGUAGAAUAGAUAAGAAGAGGGUUGAUACUAUCAAGAGGCGUCCCAAGACAUAAAAUGGCCUUGUAGCUAAGCUGGGAUGGGCGACGAAGCACAAAGCUGACAGUUUCUUUAUCGCUGUCCUUCUCUUCGUCCUGCUUUUGCUAUUUCUUGCCGCGAACCGAGCACCAAGCUAUUCGCUGUAUUUUCGAUGUUAAAUGGGUAGUUCGCGAGACGUCCCUGUCCUGCGGUUUACGUAUCUUAUAUAACACCUAUGCUACACGAGCCCAGCAAAAACGUAGUAUAAAGGUAAAACAGUGCAAUAAGGGGUGUGCUAAAAUGUAUAGCUGUCCCCAUCGGUGUAACGACGUUUUGGUGCGUGUGUAUGUAUCUCGAGAAUGGGGUGGGCUUUUUCUGAUCCCUAGUCUUUCGUAAUACCUGUAAACUAUUGUAUACAUUCACAAAUUCGACUUUUGCUGAGAUUUUAUUCUAUGGUGUACAUGCACCAAAGUGUAACCCAAGUAGUACACUGCAGAAUUAUACUGCUGUGAAUAGAAUAUAAGGCAAAUUGUCAUUGGCAACGUGAAUUCUUAUGUGGCCUAUGCUCGUCGCUUUACUUUAAACGACUUUUUAUUGUGUUUACGUACGUAUAUUCCGAUAGGCAUAAUGUAGCGUGCCAUAAAAGCACCGUUAAGUCGAGGUGUUCUGUUCCAUGCAUUAAUUAUAAUCUUUCCAUGGAUUUCAAGCGGGAGGCUUACUUGUGCUUUUGCUAUACAAUUUUUUUGUUCGUUUGCGACGUCCAGGGCUUCUUCAAAAUUUGACGGCCGAACCAACUUAUUGUCGGUCACCCAAUCGUUGAAUCGUCGGUGAAGUAUGAUAUUCAUGUAUCGUAUCUCGAACGGGGUACGGAGGCGCAAUUUUGGCAUAGAGCUAGCUGACUCUCGAUAUCUGGUGUAAACGACGAAGUUAAUAUCAGCCCAUGUUGUUUAUUGGUUACCCAACGCAACUACUAUUGAAUAGAUGAACACAGGUAUAUUACAAACAAAGUCAAACAAACGAACGAACUCUGGAUAUCACACUCGAAUAAUUGACAAAAUAGUCAAAAUGCCUAUGAGUAUCCUGAUCAAUCGUCAACCAUCCUGAAUCGCUAAUAAGAUAAUUCAAUAAGGGAUCAAGUGAGCUCGUAAAAUAUCUCUGUCCGAUCAUUGUGAAGCACUACCUAAUUUGUUUUGUUUUAAUAUCAGAGCUCGAGUAUUAAGGGAACAGGAGAAUAGGGAAGUUUAUGGUAGAAUUGCUAGUGAACCUAAGGUGCGUUUCUAGAAGACGCUUGAUAAAUCUCGGAUAUGCGCUUUUUGUGCAUCGGGAAGGCCUUGGGUUAUUCGACACGUAACAGUUCGAAUGCCUGUUCGCGGGUACGGAUUUGCAUCCUUUUACGUGGGGAUUAGCUAUUAGUUAGGCCCCAACACAGGGAAAUUAGAUUUUUAAUCAACCUUUUUUUUGUUUCAGAUGUCGUCAACAGCAUCAAAACUAGGUGCAGCACAAACAUAGUUCUAUAUACGGAAAGGAGUAAAGUUCACUGCAGAGUUAAUACUUAUUUUACGUAUCACUCUCUUGCUGGUUCUUGCUAGGAUUGUCGAAAAGAAAUCAAUCAUUCUCACACCAAAAUUGAAACAAAUCAUUUUCAUAUCUAAAACUAAAUAUAUUUUGCAUUUUUUCUAACUAAAACAAAUAUGCAUCGUUCUAAUCGCGACAUUAUGCCAUUUUUUUUUUUUACUAAUCCCGUAAUCUUAUCACUCUUCGCACAAGACCUUUUCGGUUUUAGAUCGAAAACAGCGACAAGUGAUUUUGAAACUAAUUUAAUACAAUGAAGAGAAUUCUGUAGCGGCUGACAGAAAUAAUAAUGCAACAUCCGGAUUAAGAGGCAGAAACAUCAUAAUUUUCCAUUCAGUAUUCAUAUUUGUGUGUCUGUCAGAAUACAGUAGCUAUAUUUUGCAAAAAUUUACUCAAAAACGUUUUAUCUCACAUCUGAAUAAUGGCAUUGUAAUAAUUUCAUAACAUCUACUAUUGCCAAACCUCAAACUUUAACUAACACCACCGCCGACCCUUCGCGACCCGUAUUGACUGAAACAUGUGAUGUUAGAGCCAACUAGCUAGAAAAAAGGGUCAACACUUUUUCGACAAGCUAAUAUAUACAUACAUUGUCCAAAGUUGACUUACGUCAGUUUGCACGAAAUCCUUUACUACUUCAACAUAUGAGGUACUGCGAGACUACGCGAACAGCAGGCAUUUUUUGGUCGUCACAACUGCCGACAUAACAAUAGCUUCCGCAGUUGAGCGUUAUGCAUGAUUCCUCAUGUCCUACCCGUCUGCUGUGGUGUUGCCUACAAUAACUCCUUUUCAUUGAUUGACCCGUUCUCCCGAUACCAUCAACUAGGCUUCGGGGCUGAUCACAGCCGGACGCCAGCAGAAGGACGGCCGGCGAUGGAACGUAUUCCGACUUCAAAGUAUUGUUUGCGGUCAUAUACGAAUUAUCGAUUGAAACGUAACCGGAUGAAUGACGAGAAGGACGUAGAAGAACGUGUCCUUCUGCAGGCGCACAUUGGCCGACAAAGCCGACGGCACAUGCAGAGACGAUGCCGCUCAGGCCUGCUGCUUCUUCCUUUUUUUACGAUCGGCUAGUUGAAGCUGUGCUAGGAUUUCGCUGUCGCGCUACUAUAGGUCAUAUGGGCUUAGUAAUGCCGUCACUCGCGCCAAGCGUGCCUUACUUCGUCUCGCCCAGUUCACUCGGAGUCGUUUCUGCCUCAGCCGCACCUUUGGCCGACUCACCCU